Messenger RNA from Helianthus annuus (common sunflower), 1401 nucleotides. RefSeq lists its product as uncharacterized. Bases 352 to 1182 code for a protein of 276 amino acids. The record is from RefSeq and is a predicted model, not a curated record. The transcript is spliced from 2 exons. Lineage: Eukaryota; Viridiplantae; Streptophyta; Magnoliopsida; Asterales; Asteraceae.
UAAAGACCGUACAAAAUACACAUAAUUACAAGACUAGUAACAGACACACAAAAAAUGCAUCAACAUCGGGUAGACCGGUCGGGGGAAGGUCCACUACAACCGACUAAGUGAAGGAGCACAACCUAGUUACCUAACGGAGCAAAAUUAGCUUUAACAAUCGGUGCAUUAGAUUGCACGGAGAUGGCUUCCUCGCUCCGUCACAUUGUUUGGAACCUAGUUACAAGAUCGUUCCGUCCAAAAGUCGUCUCUGCACCUUGUUUUCUUAGCAUCUACCGAAGUUAUUCUACUGUGCCAAAAGAUGGUGGAUUUCUUCUUCUUUUCUUGUCUGUUACUUUGUCUGUAGACCCUUAAAUGAUAUCUAAAGAAUAUUGUUUCAUUUCAGUUUCCUCUAUAAUUAUGAUGAUAUCUAAAGAAUAUUGUUUCAUUUCAGUUUCCUAUAAUCAAUCAUGUCUAAGAAGCCUGUCACCCAUAAUUUCAUCACUUGAAUUCGAAAUGGAGAUGUAUCCUUGCGAUAGAAGCUUAAGUCUGAACAUACAUGGAUCGGAUCAUGAUGAACCCUUGCUUGUAUCACUUGAAAUGGAGGAAGGGACCGAUGAUGAACACGACAUGUUGCUGAUCCAAGGCAAGACCAGUAGUGAUAUCAAAGAAGAGAUGAAAGAUGGAAUGUUAAAGCAGCCUAGCAAAGAAGACAUCAUAGCUAACAUCGGUGCUAACAUCAUCACUAGUUUCCGCGACAUCACCACUAAACGCAGUUGGAUUUACUAUGAUAUGUUUUUUGACCGAUCGAUUCUAGGCAAGGAACUAUGCCCUGCAAUAGCGAUGUUGUCACCGAUUAAUUCAUUCUCGAUUUAUAGGAGUGAGGAUACUGAUAUGGAUCAGGUAUAUGGUCAUAGCCUACUCAUAACCAUGAGUAUGCCUGAAGAGGUGAAGAUGAAGUUGACCACGCAAGGCCUACGUGUGUCAUUAAGAAUGCAAGGACUGGGGAGAACAAUGCGUGGACUGGAGAGAGGGGACGUGAACACAUAUUUCAUUAACGACACUUUCUUCAUUGAAGGAAGAACAAAGAAGAGGACAUACUACGAGGAGACUUUCUAUGAAACAGAUGAGACACACUAUAUUGCUGGCAUACAUUUACCAGAGGGCAUCCAUAAGAAGCAUAAUAUGAUCAAGAGAGAAAUGUAAGAUGAUGUGUUAUAUGUAAUAAUUGCUUGUUAUGUGAACAAGGAUGAGUUGCAUAAGAUCAAAGACCAAUUGAAGAAGUCGAAGAAAAAAUUAAUGCUUGCUAGGUAAAAAUUUCCAACUUUGCUUCUUGAAUUAAAAAGGCUUUUGCUGAUUCGUAAGUUUUAUUGGUUUUCUUUUUAUUGCUAACACUUGAAUUUGUAUGCUUCUUUAUUAAAUUGU